GUUCCAUUGMACCAUGGGUAAUACUAAAAAAAUCCAAGAUGGCUGCUGCAGAUGUUCAGAAAUCUCUCAUCAAAUACCUGCCUUAUGCCGGCGGAGUUAGCUAUUCAGUCCUGGCAUUAAAUACCAUGGGAAUCAACCUACCAUUCCUGGGUGAUAAUGGCCGUCUGAUAGUAUUCAACAGUACUCUAGCCUUYUCCCAUGUAGGAUUYGGUGUUUACAUCUACAAUCGACCCAUUCUUGAUGUUAUUAAACCAUCGAAAACAAAACGUACUAUCUGGAGUAUUUUUGGCUCGUGGAUGAUGAAUCUAGGUUCUGUACUAUUCUGGGCAAUUGCUAAGGAGUUAGGGCCAUCUAAUAAAUUUGCAAGAGCGUUCAUCGGGCUAUCUGCUGGAGGUGUGUUCUUGUAYGUAGCUACUGACCUGACCAAUUCACUGGAUAAACUGAAAAGAAGUGAUUUCCCGAUAGAGGAAGACAGAGAUUCAGGAAACGAGGAUGAUGAAGAGUAAAUGUGACAAUUGUYURACAACUGCGCACUGUUCAAGUGCAGACACUAGAGCUUUGAUAAACUGUGUAAAAACACGAGACUUUCAGCUCUCAUCAUCAAGAUUUGAGAUAGUAAGUUAUAYAAUGGCAAAGACUGACUGGAUAUAGUAUACCAUUAGAAUAGACUUAGGGUCCUUAAGGCUGAUUUAGACGACGGCACAACUUUUGCCUACAAACAUCGCAUGCAACAUGCGUAAGUCGUCCUUGCAACAUAGCUACAACUGUCAUAGGGAUUUAAAACAAUUGCUCAAUAGCACCACGACAGUUGUAGCCAUGUUGUAAGGAUGACUUAAGCAGGUUGCAUGCGAUGGUUGUAGGCAAAUGUUGUGCCGUCUAAAUCGGCCUUUAGGAUGAUCAUUUUGGGUAUGAAUCUGCAGUAAUGUUGAUGAAUAUGAAGAGUAGAUUUCACAUGACCAUGCAAAAACCACAGCAGUCUCUCCAUAACUGUACUGUGCUGUAAUCAUGAUCUCGUCUAUCGAAGCAGACAAGGUUUUGUGAUUUUGCCAUGCAUUGUCCUUGCUGUUAGGUAGUCAUAUGAAUACUCCUAUUCAUUGUUCAGAAGUUCAUUUUACUGCCACAACCUGAAUGCUGUGGAUAUUUUUAGUCCUAUUCAGAUUAUUAAUCCCUGUUUUAAACAUUUGUUUUCUAAUAACUUUUUAAAUGAGAUUCACCAGUCAUUCUUGUUGUGGUAGUAAAAUAAUACAUCAUUGAAUGGCCUCCAUAUCUAGGGUGGAUCUAGCAAUUUUCAAAGAGAAGCACAAAAACCAUGCUAUUUUUAUUAUAAAUGGUGGAGACUAGCAGUUAACUAGUGUGAUCUGCGUCUGUGUUUCCAAAGAAACAGUUGUGUAAAACGAUAUAUUUUAACACCUCAUGAUUAACGUCUGAAAUGUCAGUGUGUUAUUUCACCUACUUUUUUAUGGUGUUAAAAUUGACUUUUUACACAACUAUUUUUCUUAUAGCUGGGGCUGCAAUUUAUAGUCUCACAAUGAGAACCUGUGCAAUAAGCAAAGCAUGUGAUGAUCAGAUUGAAAAAAAAAAGCGACAGAUGUUUAGAUAUAGUUUUAUUCCAAAAACACUUUAAAUUCACUGUUAAUAAGCUGAAUUGGAUAGAGGCAAGAUACCAAACUGAGAUGUCUAUACAGUAACGGAUCUAGAAGGAGAUGAAUCAAUCAAAAUACAAUGGUGAAUGUGAAGGUUUAGGGCUGUGGAAAAAAAGAAAUUUGGAUCUACCCUUACUAUAGAGUGGAAACGUUAAAUAUACCUUCUAUUAUCACUUCUAAGUAGUGUUGAUUUUAAAAUAGAAAACUAAGGAAUUUGAAAGUAUAUUGCUUGCAAC
Exaiptasia diaphana is the source of this 1879-nucleotide messenger RNA. RefSeq lists its product as uncharacterized. Lineage: Eukaryota; Metazoa; Cnidaria; Anthozoa; Actiniaria; Aiptasiidae. The transcript has a single exon. The record is from RefSeq and is a predicted model, not a curated record. The coding region runs from base 39 to 506 and encodes 155 amino acids.